UGCUGUCCUCUACAAUUCAAUAUCUUAACAGUUUUUCAGUAGUCACAAACACGUGCCUAUUAAAUCAAAAAGCUUAGUGAUUUAUAUUAACAUAUUGAAUAUUUUUCACAAUCUAACUUUUUAGUAUUUGGAAGAUGAACUUAAACUUAUAUUUAAUUGCAGCAGCAUGUGAGGGAAUGGGUAUUGGCAUAAAAGGGACUUUACCAUGGAAACUUAAAAGUGAAAUGUCAUUUUUUGCAUCUAUGACGACGAAUACGAAGGACCCAGAUAAAAAGAAUGUUGUUCUAAUGGGACGGAGGACAUGGGAGUGUAUUCCGAAGAAGUACAGACCGUUACAAAACCGAAUAAACAUAGUCCUUACAUCACAGGAUUUAGAUUACGGUAACGAUGCGAUAAUUUGUAAAAGUAUUCCACACGCCCUUGAAGUUAUUGAGAAACCUCCGUUAAAGGAUCAAGUUGAACAUAUAUGGGUAAUAGGAGGAAGUUCUGUAUACAAGGCUGCAAUGGAGUCACUGAAUUUUCACCGACUAUAUUUGACAAGAAUAAAAAAACAUUUCGACUGUGACACUUUCUUCCCACCUAUUCCUAAUAAUUUUGUUUUGACACAAGAUCCAAAUAUACCUCAGGGUGUUCAAGAAGAAAACGAUAUACAAUUCGUAUAUGAAGUGUACGAAAGGAAAUGAAUUUUUGUACCUAAUUUGUAAAGUACUGAACUCCAGUAUUAAGCUUAUCAAGAAUAAACCAACUACAUUUAAUUAAAACAACCAAACCUAAACUA
Frieseomelitta varia is the source of this 778-nucleotide messenger RNA. It is a transcript of the gene Dhfr, whose product is annotated as dihydrofolate reductase. The record is from RefSeq and is a predicted model, not a curated record. Gene Ontology annotation, molecular function: dihydrofolate reductase activity; NADP binding. Gene Ontology annotation, biological process: tetrahydrofolate biosynthetic process; folic acid metabolic process; dihydrofolate metabolic process. Gene Ontology annotation, cellular component: mitochondrion. NCBI's taxonomy places the organism in Eukaryota, Metazoa, Arthropoda, Insecta, Hymenoptera, Apidae. The coding region runs from base 135 to 683 and encodes 182 amino acids. The transcript is spliced from 5 exons.